Parathielavia appendiculata is the source of this 967-nucleotide messenger RNA. RefSeq lists its product as uncharacterized. NCBI's taxonomy places the organism in Eukaryota, Fungi, Ascomycota, Sordariomycetes, Sordariales, Chaetomiaceae. Bases 185 to 967 code for a protein of 260 amino acids. The record is from RefSeq and is a predicted model, not a curated record. The transcript has 4 exons.
UAGUAGUUGCACCUCGGCGCACUCAGCAUGGAAGACCCCGCCGAUUGCCAGCACGCGAUUCACUUCCUAUAACAGGCGGCAGUCUUCACCAUAGCCAACCUGCUGCGCGGGGCAAGCGGCGGUCCCAGCUUACCGCACAUAUACACUCGACCACUCCCACCGUUGGGAACACCUGGCCGCCGACAUGGACGAUCGACCGCGCGCCAGAGCUGGAAAACGGCUGCUGCCAGCUCUCUGUCUGGGCACGGCCCACAAGAUAGACGAAGAGGACGUGAAGCGCAGGCGACUGGCCCUCGGAGAUUACCGACAGACACUAUACGCCGACAUUUUGGCCCACUGGGUUGUCAAUCAUACGGCGGCGGCGACUAGCGACCGGCCACUGCCGGAAUACGUCGACUGCGAUAAGAUGUUUCAGGACCUCGUCGCCCGCAGCGCAGAGCACGGCAAUGCUGAGGUUCCGACGCAAGUUCUGGCGGCGCACGUGGAGCCGGCGGCCGGCGGUGGUCCUGGGAUGGGCAACGGCUGUGACGAAGCCUCUGGCUGCGAUGACGGCUUAGGCGACGGCAUCGCCUCGGGUCGGUUCAACAUCGGAUCGGCCGGUGAUCUGAGGGACGGGAGCGCGAAUCUUCCCUUGCUCGAGCUCGUUGUUCGAAAUGCCUCCUCGGCCGCAACAGCCGAAGCCAGCUCUGUAGCUGACAUCAACGAUGCUGACAACGCCAUUGUGCUCGAGCGGGAGGGGCAAGAUCAUACGAUGACCGAGGCGAGCCCUGGGGCCAAGACCAGCGAUGCGAGCAACAAUAUUAUGUCCGAGCGAGAGAGGGAAGAUCAUGCAACGGCCGGUAUGAGCCUUGCAGAUAGCAUCAACAAUGUAGUCGGCGCCGCUAUGUCCGAGAAGGCGGGGGAAGAUAAUGCACUGACUGAGACGAGCCGCACAGCCAAGGCCAGCAAUAUGCGGUUAUACGUGUAG